AUGACUUGGUUAGAUGUCGGUGGUCGCAUUACCGCCUCAUGGCACUGGUCUAGGAAGAAAAUAGUUGAACUGAACCGUUUUGAAAGUGUCGAAUCCCAUACAGAUGCAUUUGCAUUGCGCACGGAGAUCCUUGCCACACGUCUCUAUCUAGCUCUUCUCACUGUGGUGGUAGUCAUUAUUGUUUUCCAUCUUUCGCUUGACGUACAAACAUGGACUGUGGCAGUGCCGCAUCCAUCACAGGCCACAUACGAAUAUUUGGAAGCUCAAUACUCAUCGACUCUCAAAUGUUCUUGUGAACAAAUCAGCAUACCAUUUAGAAAAUUUAUGACAAUUUCAGUCACUUAUCAUCCUGUAUGCUCAAGCUCAUUCGUAUCCGAUAGAUGGGUGGACAUGCUAUUCUCACCCGAUCAAGGAGAUUACUAUCCAGUUGACUUUCGUGCUUCGGCAAGCGGUCAGUUUCAAGUACUUCAGUCACUAUGUGGACUAGCCAAUGCAUCUAUUGCUGAUGAACUUGAUACUUUGCUUGACGACACGGCUCUGCUAAGUGACCAGUUGAUUAACGCACAGAACCUCGAGGUGCAAGGCAGUGUAUCCAGUUUGUUCUUUCGUACUUCAACUGAGAACAAAUUUCUUCGAACAUUGAGAUUGAUCCGAGGCACUACUGCAGCUAACAACUUGCAGUCAGCUUUUCAAAUACCAGCUACGCUCGUUCUCGAAAAACUAUCACCUGAUGAAGUGGAUAUUGCUGUCAGUGCUAAUGGUUUAAAGAACCAAAAUGGUACGAAGUUGUGUUUGUGUCACUCGCAAGCGACAUGCUCAAUCAAUACGUCAGGCUUCUUCAGUGCUGUUGGAGAAGACAUGUAUGGUAUCUUGUAUAUACCCGAGACACGUGUGCUCGCCUUCGUACCUGGCUUUGUAGUCGGUUGCUUUGCUCUCGAAUCCCUUUUGCAAGCAAGACUCAUAUGUCUCUUCAACCAAAUGUGUGUCGACAUCGUUCAAUCAUUUUUUGUUUCGACGAACACGAAUUUUGUUUCACUCGAUUCUACGAAAACGCGAUUUGACCCGGAAUCGACGACAGUUGAGAUGCUUGUGAAUGAACUAUUCGUUGAACAAUGGUUAACACGCAUAUCAUUUUCACAAUAUUAUGCACAAUGUGCUCCGAUCUCAUGCUUAUAUUCGUACUCGAAACGAAACGACAUACUCUAUGUAACUACAACAGUGUUGGGACUCUAUGGUGGUCUCACAGUAGUUUUACGUCUCAUUGUGCCACGCUUGGUCAAAUGUGUGCGAGAUCGACGGCGGACUCCUAUCACAACAGCAGAAACAAUACCAAUCAACGAUGAACGACGUAAGUAUUUAUCUGGAGUAUUUUACAACCGUUCUUAA
Molecule: messenger RNA, 1386 nt
Organism: Adineta ricciae
Lineage: Eukaryota; Metazoa; Rotifera; Eurotatoria; Adinetida; Adinetidae
Source: the annotation of a GenBank genome assembly